Molecule: messenger RNA, 2937 nt
Organism: Knipowitschia caucasica
Lineage: Eukaryota; Metazoa; Chordata; Actinopteri; Gobiiformes; Gobiidae
Source: the annotation of a GenBank genome assembly
AUGGGACAGUUCAUAGCAAACACCAACCUCGCUGCAGAGCCUGGGUCCUAUGGCCUCCGUCUGUGUCUGGAAGAACCAAAUGUAAACUGGCUGUUUUUGGACGGACCCAUCAUCCGCCUCAACACCUCCCACUCCAGAGUCCUGGACAGAGAGGUCCAAGGUCCUCUACUGAUUGCACAGCUCAUCUGCCAUGAUAAUGUUGUACACAAACACUACAGCAUCCAGAUUGAGAUUCUGAAUGAAAAUGACAACAAACCAAAAUUCUCACCAGAAUCCGCAAAAGCCCUCACCAUCAGCGAGCUUACUGCGGUGAACACUAUUGUUUUCUCUGUGAACGCAAUUGACGCUGAUGGAGAUCUGAUUCGAUACUCUAUUGACCCAGCAACACUAGACUCCUCCUUCUUUAGGAUUGAUCAACAAAACAGUGGAAAUGUAGUUCUGAGCAAACCGCUGGACUAUGAAGCCAAAACAAGCCUGAAACUGUUGAUCUGGGCCACGGAAACCAAUACAGCAGAAAUGUUCAAUACCUCCACUGAUUUGACAAUUAGUAUCCAGGAUGAAGACGACCAGAAUCCUCACUUUCUGCCCUGUGUGCCGCUGUGGCCAGAUCUCCCAGUCUGCACCAACCCCUCCUACAGCGCCAAUGUCACUGAGAAAGAGAAAAACAUUGCAUUGGACUUUUCCCCUGGUCCGAUAAAGGCUGAAGAUGGAGACCGAGGACUGGACACUGCCCUAAACUACAGCAUCCUGUCAGGCAGCGACCAGGACAGAUUUGUGAUCAACAACACCACAGGUCAGAUCACAUUAACUCGAGCUGUGGAUGACCGGCGCCAGACUCCAUUCUUCAGACUCAGCAUCAUGGCCUCGCAGCUCGACGACCCUUUAAAACACAGCAUUGCAACAGUGCUGGUCAGAGUCCUGGUGGAAAACAAGUUUCCCCCUGUUUUUAACCAAUCGACAUAUAAAGGAUUUGUGAUUCAAAGUGCGAGCCCUGCUACCAUUGUCUCGACUUAUGGGAACAUGGUGUUGCAGAUACAGGUGUCGGACCAGGACUUUCCCCAUGGGCUGAACCCAAAUAUGCAAUACUCCCUCUUCAGCCCAUCAGUCACGGAGGGUCUGUAUCAUAUCACACGAGGGGGAGUGCUCAUCGCCAGAACAGACAACCUGGUGGCCUUUGAUAGACACGUCAUACAGGUAAUUGCCAGAGAUGAAGAAUCAGGAGAGGAAGUGUCGGCUUCAGCGGACAUUGAAGUCCUGCAGAGAGGACAAGCCAUUCCCCGUGGGCCGUUCACAGAGGAGCAGUUUGUGCGAAAUAUUGAGACCCAUCUAACUUCAAUUAUAUCAGCUUCCAUCUUACUGCUCCUACUCAUAGCUGCACUGUUUCUGCUGUUACGACUCAUCAGACGAAAGCACAGCAGAAAACAUCUGGAAAGACAAAGAGACGCUAAAGCCGAGCAGCCUACAGAGUCCAGGUCCAGACUGAGUAUGAGCGCCCUUCAGCCCAGACGAGUGCGGCUCAAGCCCUGGCUCCUGACGCAGGUGAGCAGCGGCAGAUACCCGGGUCUGCAGUGGCUCUGCACGGACCGCCGCCUCUUUCAGAUCCCGUGGAAACAUGCAACACGACACCUGCCCUCAUCAGAAGAGGAAAACACCAUUUUCAAGGCAUGGGCUCUUGAAACCGGCAAAUACCAAGAAGGUGUAGAUGAGCCUGAUCCGGCAAAGUGGAAAGCAAAUCUUCGUUGUGCACUCAACAAGAGCCGUGAAUUUCAGUUGAAAUACGAUGGGACCAAAGAGACCCCAGUUCAACCAUUCAAAAUAUACGAAGUGUGCGACACCAUGGGCUGUUCAGAUUUUGGUGAUGAUAAUGAAGAGGAAGAGAUGCCAAAUUUAAUGGACCUUAGUAUCAAUCCACGUCUCAGUGACCCACAUUCCUACAGCACCUUCUCAGUUCGCACUGAAGUAAAUCCCUUCAGCCAAUCGUCCGAGAAUUUACCACAAAUAAUAUCCAUGCCCCUAUUACAAGACGCAAUGCAUCCCACCCCACCUGUGCCCUGCAGCCUUCCGCAGGAGAAUUUCCAGGCAUCUGGUCACAUAGUGGACCAGCAGUCUUUUGUGGGCCUCCCAGACCUGAACUCCCUGUCUGGUUCAAUAAUGGAAACCAACACUGUGGGAGUGGUCCACACAGAGAAUGAUUCUCAAUCACAAAAUUGCAAAUAUGACCUGCUCAACAGUGUCCCAUUAACAGACCUUGACUUGAAGUUCCUGUACCGUGGCCGCACCACAGGCUCAUUGACUGUGAGUAACCCUCAGGGCUGUCGUCUGUACUCGGGGCACCUGGAGCCCACCCCAGAGCAGGUGGAUCUGUUUGGCCCGGUCAAUCUGCAGCAGGUGCAGUUUCCUGCCACAGAGUUGAUCCAGAACCAGAAGCAGCGUUUUUACACUACAGCCCUCUUGGAUGUUAUGGACCGUGGCCUUAUACUCGAAAUCUGGCAACAGGACAUUUAUGCCAUCCGCCUGUGCCAAUGUAAAGUAUUCUGGUCCAGUCCAGGAGUCCCUGAACGGGCGGCACCGAAUCCAAUGGAGCGAGAGAAGAAGAUCAAAGUCUUCAGCCUCAAUGACUUUUUGCAGGGACUGAUUACAUUUCAGAAAGGUGAAGCGGAAAACCCUCCACCAUUCGAAAUCACAUUCUGUUUUGGAGAGGACUGGCCUGACAGAAAGCCUAAAGAAAAGAAGCUCAUUAUUGUCCAGGUUGUACCUGUAGUGGCCCGCAUCCUGACAGAGAUGUUCUCUGGAGAGCUGAGUUGGUCUACAGAUAGCAUUCGACUCCAGAUCUCGAACCCGGAUGUGAAGGACCAGACGGUGCAGCAGUUCAAGGAGCUGCAGAGACUCCUGCAGAGCCAGCACAGCCACAGCCCAUGGGCCCCCGCUGGCCCCUGA